AGGUAUUAAAAGAAUUGUUCAGUGCUGUAAGUGCAGAUCAUUAAAGAAGAAGAAGAAGCACUAUCUUUCUAUUUGUGUGCUCCUUUUGAUUUUAAACUUUCUUUUUUAUUCAUCCUUUUUGGGUUUCUUUUUGGCUUUCCAUUUUUUUUAUUUCCGGUGAAGCUAAUACUGCCGGAAUCUGAAAAUGUCGGUUUACGACGCGGCGUUUGUUAACUCGGAGCUAUCGAAACCAACGUCUGUUUUCGGGUUAAAGCUAUGGGUAGUGAUCGGAAUCCUUUUCGGUACUUUCAUAGUUUUAUCUCUGUUCCUUCUCUCCCUUUGUCUGACAACCCGCCGCAAAUCUCGGAGACACCGACAGCUUGACCCCGCACCGCCAAUCUGCAAAGAGAUCCAGGAAAUAGUCCACCACCGUCAGCCAUCGGCGCCGGAUCACCAACGAGUCACGCCGCCCGUUCAGGAGGUUAAAGUGGACUUGGGGAAAACGGAGCAGCAGCAGCACGUAGUGACGGUGUUCUCUAGCGGAGAAAGUAAAGGACAUACCAGCGUGAGCGAAACACCGUCGUUUGGGAGCGGGACGGUCGGGCCGGAAGUAUCUCACCUUGGGUGGGGAAGAUGGUAUACGUUAAGGGAACUGGAGUUAGCCACCGAUGGAUUAUGUGAAGAAAACGUCAUCGGCGAAGGUGGCUACGGCAUUGUUUAUUACGGUGUUUUAACUGAUGGGACUAAAAUUGCUGUAAAAAAUUUGCUCAACAACAGGGGUCAAGCUGAGAAGGAAUUUAAAGUAGAAGUGGAAGCAAUUGGACGUGUACGGCACAAGAAUCUUGUGAGAUUACAUGGAUACUGCGUUGAAGGUGCUUACAGGAUGCUUGUGUAUGAGUACGUUGACAAUGGUAAUUUAGAGCAAUGGCUCCAUGGUGAUGUUGGUGAUAUUAGUCCACUUACAUGGGAUAUUCGUAUGAAUAUCAUUUUAGGAACAGCAAAGGGUUUAGCUUACCUUCAUGAAGGUCUAGAACCGAAAGUUGUUCAUCGAGACGUAAAAUCUAGCAACAUCCUGCUCGACCGUCAAUGGUACCCUAAGGUUUCGGAUUUCGGGCUUGCCAAACUCUUGUGUUCCGAACGGAGUUAUGUGACUACUCGAGUGAUGGGCACAUUUGGCUAUGUUGCUCCGGAAUAUGCUUGUACCGGCAUGUUAACCGAGAAGAGCGAUGUCUAUAGUUUUGGCAUACUUAUUAUGGAAGUUAUUAGCGGGAGAAGUCCGGUUGACUAUACCCGACCACAAGGAGAGGUGCAUUUAGUGGAAUGGUUAAAAACCAUGGUCGGAAACCGAAAAGCCGAAGAAGUAAUCGAUCCUAAGUUACCCGUGAUGCCUGCUUCAAAAGCGCUUAAACGUGUACUAUUAGUCGCUCUUCGAUGUGUUGAUCCUGAUGCAACAAAAAGGCCAAAAAUGGGGCAUGUUAUCCACUUGCUCGAAGCUGAUGAUCUACUAUUCCGCGAUGAACGCCGGAUCACAAAAGAACCUUGGGAUUCGCAUUCCGGUGACAGGCAGACGAAUCACAAUGCAACGAAAUUAAGUUAGAGAUACAAGUGAAGGUGAUAUAACUAUCACCAGCCAAAGCUUUUAUCAACUCUUAGGAGACUAACAAAUUUAAGCCUCUUUUAAUUAGUUUUCAGAAGUUUUUUAAGGUUUAUAUGUUUUUCAAUUAGGUCCCCAGUUUUUUUUUUUGGUUGUAUCUUUAACAGUAAUCUGCAAUUUUUUUCAAUGUGAAUAUAAAGUAUGCAUUUGUACAAA
Molecule: messenger RNA, 1789 nt
Organism: Gossypium arboreum
Lineage: Eukaryota; Viridiplantae; Streptophyta; Magnoliopsida; Malvales; Malvaceae
Product: probable serine/threonine-protein kinase At1g01540
Exons: 6
Coding region: 185-1576 (463 amino acids)
Biological process (GO): protein phosphorylation
Molecular function (GO): ATP binding; protein kinase activity
Source: RefSeq, a predicted model, not a curated record